AGGAGGCGGCGGCCGAGGACGAGGAAGGGGCAGCGGGGGUGCGGCCGCCGAGGGGAGCUCCUCCUCCGUCCCCUCACCCCCUCAGCUCAGCUCCUCGAGCCCCGGGCGGGGCGGGGGUACGUGGAGCGGGGCAGGGCGGGGGAGCUGCUCUGAGUCGGGUCGGAGCGCACCCCGGCUCCGAGCGCACGCCACUCGCAGGAACUUUGUGGCGGCGCCGCAGGUGUGGGGCCCGCGGAGGUGUGCAUGUGGGGCGCGAGGGCGUCGCAGAGAGCGGCCGUUGCUGUGUCCGGCCCCCGCUGCAGUAGCCCGGAGGAAGCCAGCAAGGAGAAAGGUGUGUGCCGUCUUCCCGAUUCUAGAGAAAAAUGCCGGUCCGGAAACAAGAUACCCAGAGAGCGUUGCACCUUUUAGAAGAAUAUCGUUCGAAAUUAAGCCAAACUGAAGACAGACAGCUCAGAAGUUCCAUAGAACGGGUUAUUAACAUAUUUCAGAGCAAUCUGUUUCAGGCUCUAAUAGAUAUUCAAGAAUUUUAUGAAGUGACCUUACUGGAUAAUCCAAAAUGUAUAGAUCGUUCAAAGCAGUCUGAACCAAUUCGGCCUGUGAAUACUUGGGAAAUUUCCAGCGUUCCAAGCACUACUGUGACUUCAGAAACACUGCCAAGCAGCCUUAGCCCUAUUGUAGAG
This is a messenger RNA of Galeopterus variegatus (Sunda flying lemur), 680 nucleotides long. RefSeq names its product discs, large homolog 1 (Drosophila) (gene DLG1). The annotation marks the transcript as partial. The record is from RefSeq and is a predicted model, not a curated record. NCBI's taxonomy places the organism in Eukaryota, Metazoa, Chordata, Mammalia, Dermoptera, Cynocephalidae. The transcript is spliced from 4 exons. Gene Ontology annotation, molecular function: protein binding.